CCCUCUGUAGAAAUUCCGAUGACAGACUGUAAGUCCUCAGUCCAGGCACAAAACCCCAUUAGAGUGUAGAGCAAGCAGAGGGCUAAGAGUGAAAGGUAGACAGAAAGGUUUAGGUCAAGCAGGGUUCAGUAAAUGUAGAAUAGCUAGUAAAAUUAAAACACGAGAAAGAGCAAAAGUAACAGAGACCAGGAGAGUGAACGAGAGAGAGAGAGAGAGAGAGAGAGAGAGAAGUUGUGAAAGAAUGGGCUCUCCAGUGCUCUAUGUGAUUCUUUUCUCUGUGCUGCUGUAUCUCUCUAGUGUGCAAACUCAGGAGCUGCAGGAUAAAGAUGCCCUAUGCAAUGAGAAGAGCUGUUUAGUAAUCUACUUUCAGCGCAAAACCUUCCUGGAUGCCUGGCGCAGCUGCAGGAAACAGGGUGGCAACCUUGUCACCAUCAAGAGUCCAGAGGAGUCAGACCUAAUUGAUACGCUCUUUUCUAACCUGGAACUGAUGGAAAGUAGCCGUGUGUUUGUUUGGAUUGGUUUGCAAAGGCAGCCCCGUAAGUGUGCCGCCGGCCGUCCCAUGCGAGGCUUCACCUGGAUUACUGGGGAGCAGGAUACCCAGUACACCAACUGGCAGCAAGAGGACUCUCCAAACACCUGUUCAGUUCCACGUUGUGUGAGCAUAGGUUACAGUACCUCUGCUCAAAAAAUCCAGGACAACUUCAAGUGGAAAGAUGGGCCUUGCUCAAUUCCUGUGGAUGGCUACUUGUGCAGGUACACUUUCUCUGGCAUGUGUCAAGCUAUUUCAAAUGAAGGAUAUGGAAAUGCACUGUACACAACCCAAUUUGACCUUGUCACCUCACUCUUGACUCACAUUCCAUUUGGGUCAGUUGCAACUGUACCCUGCUUAACUAAAGGUGACCAAACAGUACUGUGUACUGAAAGAGAGGAUGGGACUGUGGGUUGGAACAGAGAUCCUCCUUUCUGUUCUGAUAUUUCCAAGACAAGCUGGUGUGAUAAGGAUAAUGGUGGCUGCCACCAUUACUGCAUAGAAGAUGGCAAGCAUUACUACUGUGAUUGUAAGGAAGGCUUUCUCUUGGCUGAAGAUGGAGUGAGCUGCUUUCAAACUGACCCCUGUCAAGGAUCUCCCUGUGAAUAUGAGUGUCUGACAGUGAUGGACAGUUAUCGCUGUGCCUGCCCUGAGGGGUACAUGCUGGCACCAGAUGAGCAAGGCUGUCUGGAUGUUGAUGAGUGCUUGCAGAGUCCAUGUGAACAGAUCUGUGUAAAUGCACCAGGGACCUUUGAGUGUGCCUGUCGUAAUGGCUAUAAAUCUAAUGAGGAGGGAACUUGUGAGGACAUAGAUGAGUGCGUGGAGUCUCCAUGUGAACAUGAAUGUGAGAAUGUAAAAGGUUCUCAUGUAUGUCAUUGCCACCAUGGCUUUGCUUCCCUUCCAGAGGAUCCAAGUCGCUGCUACGAUGUUGAUGAAUGUCAAUUUGAGGGAACCUGUGAGCAAAUGUGUAUAAAUUUUCCUGGGGGAUUUGAAUGCUUCUGUGAAGAGGGUUAUGAUCUCCAAAUUGACCUCUAUUCAUGCAAACCUAGUGAUGAGCAGCAAUCUUCCACAGUAACUGCACCCAUCCUCUUGAUCACAGAUCUUACGGUUAGUAUGGCAGAAAAUCAAGACCCUGAUUACUACAAGCCUCAUGAAAAUGAAUCUCUGUACGGGCUUACUGAGCUUCCUAAUGUGGAGAUGGUUCCCACUGACCUGCUGUGGCUCACUAGUGCGACCCAGGAGGUAACUGAAACCACUUCACCAAUUGAAAGCCUUACUAGCAUCAUUAACAUGGAAUUGGAUAAUGUAGACCAAACAGUUGCUGUGGAUACCUUUUUAUCUUCCACCAUUUCAACUCCACUGUCAGAAUACUAUGAGGAUGAGAGUACCACAGAAUUCACAGUGUCCCCCACCACUACUAUAGCAGGCGGUGCUUGGAAUUGGAUGUUCAGUCCUAGCGCAAGUGAGCUUGACAACGAGAGAACUACACAAAGUCCUUUCAUUAUUGAAGCAGAAUAUGAAACCUAUAAGACCGAUCUUGAUAAUGGCAGCCAUGAUUACAAAUCUACAACUUCUUACACUGAAUUUCAAACCCUUACACAGGCCCUCCUAUCUACUCAGGGAGCUAAGGAUGGCAGCAGCAAAGAGCAGUCUCAGAGCAGCAGCUGGUUGCUGGUUGGAUUGUUGGUACCGCUCUGCAUCUUCAUUGUGGUGAUGGUGGCACUGGGUAUCAUCUACUGUACUCGGUGUACCUCUAAGCCACAGAACAAGAAUGCCACUGAGUGUUACCACUGGAUUGCUGGUGCUGGUGAUAAAGCAGCUGUCGAUAUGGCAAGCGGUGGUGUAACAAAGGUGUAACCAAACUGUGCCAGGACAAGCAGAUGAACACAGACCUUUACAAUUUUUUAAACAUCUUUACAGCAGAUGGUAGAACAAGGAAAUUAGGUGAAGAACUGUCUUGUAUCAAUACAAUCCUCAAUUAUUAAUUGUGGAUAUUUAAAUGGAAUAUCUGUCAGUGAUAAGACAGGAGAAAUGGGAGGAACUGGGAAACCUCUAACACUGUUUCUCUGCUGUACUCUGCUGAAAGAGAAAAGAACCUGUUGUUUUAUUUCUUAACCUCGUCACUCUUCCUGUGACAUGGUUGUUUAACUGUUGCAUUGUAGCAGCCACAAGGUCAUAGCUAAUGUGAAAAGACACCUUAGCAUUGUUUCACAUAUUUAUUUUACUUUUUAUAAUUCUUUUGUUUGAAGCAGCAUUAUGGUCGGAAAUCAGAAGUUUAUGCCUUACAGUAGUCUCAGAGAAGUGUCAUUUUUUUGUGAAAGUCCUCCUGCAUUUGCCUUGAUAUUGAGCUGUACUACUUGUUUCAACUCUCUGAGCCAGAUCUGAUGGAUGAUAUUUUUUGUUUUGCGACCGUGAAAUGGAGAAAGUUUCUAAUUGUUACAGUGGACAUCACUGUGCUCCCUUCUGUGACUAAGUCAUAUUUAACUGUCAGAUAUUAGUGUGAGGUAAUGGUUUAUUAAAAAUAUGCCCAAAGCAAAUUAUGAUAACAACCUAAUUAUUAAGUCACAUGCUGUAGGCAUGAAGGAAAUUAACUGAACAUAUGCCUUUGAGGUUUAAAGUCAUUUUUUUUUUUUAAUUAAUGCAUAUUCUUAGUGGUGUUAUUAUGUUCACAUACAUGUACAAAACAUCUGAUAAGAAUUACAUGGACAAUAUUAUUAUGUGACCACACAAACAAUGUCAAAAAUAGUUUUAAUUUGUAAAUAUUGGACAUGUUAGCUUAUGAACACUCAUUGUUGGAUGAAUUCAUUAACUCCUGCAAGUUCUGCUCAUUAAAGUAUGAUUUCACUCUGAGACUUAUCAACCAGAAUCUAAUGAAUCCCUAUUGGUAUAUUUCAUAGAAUUGCAGACUGGUAUAUUUGAUAGAAGAGCAAUGCAGACAUCAAGUCACACAAAUAUUUAUGGUAUAAUUUUUUAAGUGUUCUUUUAUGUUACAGUGCAUAAUCACAUGCAAUAAUUUGAACACUAUGUUGCUACAAAUGAUGUUUUGUGCCAAAUCUUUCUCUGGAAUCUAACUACAGGGUCAUUUCCUCUCAAGUGGUCUAACACAGGUAGCUUGACCAUUUUUAAUUUUCCUAAUUUUUGUCAGUGCUUUCCUCUAAGUAUUGUCAUUGCAAAACCACUGUUUAAAAAAAUAUAUUUUACUUGUUUUUUUUUAUUAAAAAAAAGAGAACUUUCAAACCUGAAAUGUUCUGCAUGCACACUAUACUUACCUAGGUACCCGCUAAAAAAAUUAAGACUGAGACUCAAACCCUUUCUAUUAUAAAUUGACCCAAAAUGUGGAACUAUGAGCAAUCUUGAGCAUUACAUUUGGACUUAAGUUCUAAGUCUAAGAAACAAUUGCAUAAAUAUUUAUAAAUGUACAUGUACCGUGCAAUGUGCUCUAGAGAUCAGUUUUUGUUGUGUGCCAUGACACAAAUAUGGCCAUCAUAUUUAAAAUAAGUUAAAUAAAAAAAAAAUAAAACUGGUGGUUUAGCAAAAGCCGAUACAUAGAGGUAAUCACUAAACUUUUUUGGAAAAAUUUAAAAACGGUUAAGCAACCAACUUUACAAUUAUUGUACCACUAGAGAUGAACUGACAUUACAUAAAUGUUGAAACAAACAUUUACUCCAACUAACAGUUGUUUUUAACAGGUAAAAAUAAAAGGUAUUGCACAAACCAUGCUCAAUAGGUUGUGGAAAUCUACAUGCACAAGUGAAACAUGUGCAUAACUCACUUAUUUACAUUUACAUUUACAUUUACAUUUAUUCAUUUAGCAGACACUUUUAUCCAAAGCGACUUACAAAUGAGAAAAUACAAGCAAAGCGAUAUAUCAAGCAGAGAACAAUACAAGAAGUGCUACUAUAUAAGAUCCAUUAAUUGAGUUCCAGAAGAAGCAAAGUGCGCAGAGUAGAGGUGUAAGUGCCAUUAUUCUUUAUUUUUUAAAUAUUUUUUUUAGGGGUUGGUUAGGUGUUCAUGAAAGACGUGGGUCUUUAGCUGUUUCUUGAAGAUGGUGACAGAUUCUGCGGUCCGGAUUGAGGUUGGAAGUUCAAUCCACCACUGAGGAACACUGAGGAACAUUAUUUCAUAUUACAAUUCAAGCUGGAGUGGUUCGGACUAAAUAUAUUAAAUAUGAACAGUUAUAAACCAUUGCCACACUAUCCAUGUACAUUUAGCAUUAAGAAGGAAAAAAAUUGUUUGGCAGGUAUGCCAGAAUCUUUGUAUCUUUCAGUAGUACACAUUUUAUUCAUCUUCAGUAACCACUUUUUCCUGGUGGGGGUUGUGGUGCAUCCAGAGUCUAUCCUGGAAACACUGGACGUGAAGUGGGAAUACACCCUGGACAGGCCACAGUCCAUACACACAUUCAUCCCUAGUGGCAAUGUAGAGUAGCAAGUACACCUACAGUACUAGCAUGUUUUUGAGAGGUUGGAGGAAAACAGGGAAUAACCCAAAGGAAACCAAUGUAGACACAUGCAAAACUCCACACAGACAGUAAUCUCAGCUCAGGUUUGAACCAGGGACCCUGGAGCUGUGAGGCUCUCAGUAGUGAACAUACAGUAUGAAACAAAAUACUGUGUUUAAUCACUGUAGGUUGAGGCAUGAAAAUUUUUUAAUGACAUAUAUUGUAUAUUUGAGGUUAUCAUACCUCUAAAUAAGAGUGCAGAAAGAUUUCUGCAGGUUCUGUAAGUAAGUCGAGUCUUUCUGCUUUAUGGCAUAUGUUCUAGAAACAGAAACAUCAGGGACCACAGCCGUUAGAAGUUUUAUACACAUGUUCAUGCGAAGGGCAGGAAGAUUCCAGCAAGCAAAAAUAUUUUGUCUCAACCCCAGAAACAAACCCAAAGUAAACAUGCAUACAUUAUGUAUAGUCUUCUUUGAUGAGUAGAAGCUUUGUGAAAUUUGUGAGUUUGCAGUGAACUUCCUUCAUAAUGUAUACAUCUCUAACUUCUAAACCUAAAUUCUUACAGAGCAGCAGCGUCUAAAUAAUACUCACAGUUUGGUUGUUCAUCUAGAUGGCAUUUGUGCUGUAACAAAGAAGAAGAUUAAACAAUUGCAUAAAUUGCAUUCAUGUAAUACAUAUUUGUGGCUUUUGUCUUCUGUUUGUCCACAAAGAGUGUUUGUGGACAAAUCCAAUUUGCUGAAAACAGUCUCUGGCUAUAUAUCAAAUCAGUGUAUUGACUCAGUCACCUUGUGUUUGAAAUCUCGGUGAACAAUUUGACUCGUAUAGAUAAUGACAUUUGUUAUGUACAGAUUGUAUCCUCUACUGUAGCACUAUUGAAAGGUACCACAAUACAAUACUGCUUUUCAUUUUAUUCAAAUGGAAGAUCUGAAAAAUUUGACAUUUCUUUUAAAAUGUAGCUGAGCAAGUUGAUGGAAUUGAAUUUGCCUAUUUAAGGAAGACUCCCAUACCUAUUUUGGGGAGUUUAUUUUGUUUUGUAAAAAAGCUAUGGCUGUUUGUCUUUCAACCUCGUGUGAUGUUAAUUUUGCACAGGUUUGGGAUUUGGGACAACAGGUUCCUUACUAAAAAUGAUUUGGAGAGAUGUUUGAAUGAGUUAUAUAAAAUAUACUCUAGACCCACAGCAGGCACAAUCCAACAGUAAAACUGUAGCUCUAGUACUAUUCUGUGUAAAUGAGGCCCUUGACUUGAGGCUGCUUUUCCAUUCUGUCAGAGGAUUUGGGUUGGCUGUAGUGUGCCUAAUUGGAGGACGGAGCAUUUUGUGCAUUGUGUUUAAUCUACCACUCACUGCCCCAAAACAUUUUCCUCAAAUUCAGCUUCAGUGCUGUUAUUCAGUGCUGUGUUGAUAUUGGUAUUGUGUUAAUCCUAUGUAGACAUGUCGUUCUUUCCAAUGUUUUGAGACUUCCAUCAUCUGGAGAUUUUCUUCUCUCAGCCAUGUGCACUGCAAUGGCUUUAUUGUUUUGGGUUCUUUAUUAACUCAGUAUGUUUCUGCUGACAUUCUCUGAUAUUUCUCUGAUGGUCUCAUCAUUGUAAAUUCAUACUAAAUGUGUAUUCAAAAUGUAAAGUGGUUAAAAUUACAGAGACCAGCAUGGUUAGUGGUUGUAGCUUUUCUUACCACUUUUGUCAUUUCAAAUCUCAUGAACUUACUCUAAU
Messenger RNA from Ictalurus furcatus (blue catfish), 6671 nucleotides. RefSeq names its product CD248 molecule, endosialin a (gene cd248a). The transcript has a single exon. NCBI's taxonomy places the organism in Eukaryota, Metazoa, Chordata, Actinopteri, Siluriformes, Ictaluridae. Gene Ontology annotation, biological process: cell migration. Bases 242 to 2386 code for a protein of 714 amino acids. Gene Ontology annotation, molecular function: extracellular matrix binding; extracellular matrix protein binding; calcium ion binding. The record is from RefSeq and is a predicted model, not a curated record. Gene Ontology annotation, cellular component: external side of plasma membrane; extracellular matrix.